Messenger RNA from Exaiptasia diaphana, 1383 nucleotides. Its product is annotated as allantoicase. The record is from RefSeq and is a predicted model, not a curated record. Gene Ontology annotation, molecular function: allantoicase activity. Gene Ontology annotation, biological process: allantoin catabolic process. NCBI's taxonomy places the organism in Eukaryota, Metazoa, Cnidaria, Anthozoa, Actiniaria, Aiptasiidae.
CGAGGUCCCUAGCCAAGAUGGCGGCCGAGUCAAAGAGACCACCAGGUUUUACCAAUCUAAACAAUCUAGCUGCAGCUGAGGUUGGGGGAAGAAUUCUAUUUGCUACAGAUGAUUGGUUUGCAGUAGCUGAAAAUUUGUUGAAGAGUGAACCUGCAGAAUSGAAGGAGGGAGUUUUCACAUCAUAUGGAAAAUGGAUGGAUGGAUGGGAAUCAAGAAGAAAAAGAACGCCUGGCCACGACUGGUGCAUUAUCAAACUCGGUGUUCCAGGAAUAAUUGAAGGCUUUGACAUUGAUACUUCGUAUUUCACUGGAAACUAUCCUCCAAGAGUAUCUAUACAGGCUGCAUGUCUUUCAGAUGAUGUGGAAUUCCCUGAGCGCGUCUCAGAAAUGGGUAUCAGUGCUUCAGAUGGCCAGUGGGAGCAAAUAAAUAAGAUAAAAUCUGAGGACUGGGCCGUGCUACUUCCAAUGAGCAUACUAGGACCAGGUUACAAAGAGACAGCCCAUAAUUAUUUCAUGGUCAACAACAGAAUGAGAUGCACACAUCUAAGGCUUAAUUAUUACCCAGAUGGAGGAACAGCAAGGCUGAGAGUUUACGGWUAUGCAGUAAAAGAUUGGUCAAUGGCUUCACAAGAAAAGGUUGUUGACCUGGCAGCCAUGGUUAAUGGAGGACGUGCUCUUGCAUGGAGCAACCAACAUUAUGGACACCCCAGAAACCUUAUAGGUCCUGGUCGUGCUCCUAAUAUGGGCAAUGGAUGGGAGACAGCYCGGCGUCUUGACAGACCACCUAUUCUUAAGCUUAAAGCUGAUAACUGCAUAGAUUUUCCAGUGUUAUAACAAAGGUUGAAGUGGAUACAAAUCAUUUCAAAGGAAAUUUUCCUGACUCAUGUACUAUUGAAGGAUGCGCCAUGACAGAACAGUUGGAAAAUGAAUUCUGUAAAAAYCCAGAGACUACUCCGWUACCAUGGAAACUUCUUUUACCAUCUACAAAGCUCUCACCCAACAAGCGCGAUUUUUUCACUGACACUGUCCAAGACUGUGGAGUARUAACCCAUGUCAAGCUUAACAUCUUUCCUGAUGGUGGAGUGAGCCGAUUAAGGCUGUUAGGUUUGCCCAGGCAAUCAAGUGAUCAUGUUGCGGCAAACCUCUGAAGUAUACUACAAAUUGGCACCAUGGAAACCAACAAAGCAGCUUCAUCUUUGGGAAGGAUGGGGGUUGAUGUAUCUUCAUGGUAUCUGAUCUGUUGUGACAACAGGAUAACAAAACUGGAAUAUUGCAAUAAUUUCUCUCUCAGAUGAGCAURCUGGCAAUGAUGAUUUAAUAAUGAUGGUUUUUUUAAAAAACAAUUCUAUUUUUAUACAAUAAAUAAAGUAAUUAUGCACUGUUA